AGUCCUACUAUAUUAGUACAACUGACGAUGAAACUGAACAGUACCCUGAUGAAGAAAUUGCAAUUCCAAGCAAUGCUAAUAUAGAAACCCAGAAUGCUACAGAACAAUUCACUGAUGUAUCAAAUCAGAUCGCCAGAAGUGAAGAACAUGUAAAAUUCAUGGCUAAAGUGGAUCAAAUGUUGCAGAAAAAAAGAGAAAAAGAAUCAGCUGAUCAGAACAUCCUUCAACCAAAGAGAAGAAGUCGACCAUGUUUGCAAAAAAUCUUCAAUUGUGAAACAUCAAAUUCUAAGAAAUCAGGUAUCAAUCAUUUAUUACAUGUUCGACUAAGAUUUUUGUUUCGAGUAAUAUAUUUACUGUGUAGGAAACUCUUUUUUCUUUCCCAGAUUAUCUUGACCACGGUGAUGCUACAUACAAGUGUAAGUAUUGUGGUGCCUUCAUGUGGUAUGAUGAACGUAUAAACAAAAGUAGGAACCAAAAAGACCCAACAUUCACACUAUGUUGUGGUCAAGGAAGUGUGAAAUUACCCUUUCUAAAAGAAUAUCCAGAGCUUAUCAAGAAAUUGCUCAAAGGAAAUGAUGCAAUGAGCAGAAACUACAGAGAAAAUAUUAGAAUCUUUAAUAUGAUUUUUGCCAUGACUUCUCUUGGUGGAAAGGUGGACCAAUCUAUGCCAAAAGGGAAAGGUCCUAACAUGUUUCGUUUGCAAUGAGGAAACUAUCAUUUGAUUGGCAGUUUAAAACCGGAUGAGGGUGACUAUUCUAAGUAUUCACAACUAUAUAUAGUUGAUACUGAAAACGAAGUAGAUAACAGAGCUACUGUAAUCAAGUAAUUUUCUAUCUACAUAUGAAAUAAAUAUGUUUUAUUUACUUCACUAUACUUAUAGUUGUUAAUUUAAUUUUUGCCUCUUUCUGUAGCAAGGGUAAAAAUGCAAAGGCAACCGCAGGGAAGCAAAAACUUAAUAAAGAAGUCAUCGAAGCCCUAAUGAAAAUGCUAAAUGAUGUAAACCCUUAUGUCAAAAUUUUCAGAUCCGCUAGAGAGAGGUUUCAAUCAACUACUGAUGAGCCAUUUCACAUGCGUAUUGUCUCUGAUCGAAAAGGUGUUGAUGGGAGGAUAUACAGUAUGCCUACAACAUCAGAGGUAGCAGCUUUAAUACCUGGGGAUUUUAAAAAACAAAUGCCUGACCGUGAUAUAGUCAUUCAAGAGAAGAGUACUGGUCACUUGCAGAGGAUUAGCCAAAUUCAUAUCUCCUAUUUAGCUCUACAAUAUCCUCUCAUUCUAUGCUAUGGUGAGGAUGGUUUCAGGCCUGGUAUUGAGAAAUGUUUUCAGAAAGCCAACAACAAGAAGAAGAAAUGUAUUAGCAUGAGGCAGUGGUUCGCAUUCAGGAUUCAAGAGAGGGAAAACGAGUCUCAUACUUUGUUGCAUUCUAAGAGGUUGUUCCAGCAGUUUCUUUGUGAUUCUUACACCACUAUCGAAUCAAACAGACUAUCUUACAUCAAUUUUAAUCAGUCCAAAUAAGAUGCGAGAACUACAGCUCCAUUAAAGAGGCAGCGGUAGCUGGAACAACUACUAUGGGUGAAGAAGGUAAUCAAAUUAAUAUACCUUCUUCUUUCACCGGUGGACCGCGGUAUAUGGUUCAAAGCUACUAUGACGCAAUGGCAAUCUGUAAACAUUACGGAUUUCCUGACCUAUUCAUCACCUUCACAUGCAAUCCUAAGUGGCCAGAGAUAACAAGAUAUUGCCAAUCAAGAGGUCUAACUGCUGAUGAUAGACCGGAUAUUGUUGCAAGGAUAUUCAAAAUCAAGUUGGAUUCUUUAAUGGUAGAUUUGACAAAAAGGAAUAUGCUAGGAAAGACAGUUGCGUGUAAGUUUUUUCUUUUAUGUACUCGAGGUUUUAUUACUGUUUUUAUAUUUUUACAUAUCCUAAAUUAUUAUUUGUUUCUGCUAUUUCAGCUAUGUAUACUGUCGAAUUUCAGAAGCGAUGAUUACGGCAUGCUCACAUUCUCUUAUUCAUGGCUCCUCAAAGUAAGCUACCAACGGCUGACGACAUUGAUAAGAUUAUUUCUGCAGAAAUUCCAGAUAAAGAGAAAGAGCCAGAGCUCUAUGAAGUUGUUAAGAAUUCAGUGAUUCAUGGUCCAUGUGGUUCAGCUAACAGGAAUUCUCCGUGUAUGGUUGAUGGAUCAUGUUCAAAGAAGUACCCAAAAAAACAUCAAGAUAUUACAAAGGUUGGUGGUGAUGGUUAUCCUGUUUAUAGAAGGAGGAGAACAGAAGACUACAUUGAGAAAGGUGGUAUUAAAUGUGACAAUAGGUAUGUUGUGCCUUAUAAUAAGAAGCUCUCUCUACGUUAUCAAGCUCAUAUCAAUGUGGAAUGGUGUAAUCAGAAUGGUUCUAUUAAAUACUUAUUUAAGUAUAUCAACAAAGGCCCAGAUCGUGUUACGGUCAUUGUUGAGCCUGUUGGUCAGUCUAAAACAAAUGAAACUGUAACUCCUGGCAAAGCACCAAAUAUCAAUGAGAAAAAGAAGAAUGAAAUCAAAGAUUGGUUUGAUUGCAGGUAGUUUUGAUACACUUAAACUACAAUCCGCCUAUUUGAUUCUUUUAACCCUAUCUAACUUGGCUCCUAUCUUAUUAGAUAUGUAUCUGCUUCAGAGGCAAUUUGGAGGAUUUUCAAGUUUCCACUUCAAAAUAGAUCUACAGCAGUUCAGAGACUGUCUUUUCAUGUCGAAGGGAAGCAACCUGCUUAUUUUGAUGGAAAUGCUCAUAUUAAUGAUGUUCUGGAACGUAUACUGAAUCAAGAUUCACAGUUCAUGGCUUGGUUGACUUUGAAUAGGAAUAAUGCUGUUGGAAAGAAUGGUAAACGAGCUCGAGAUCUUCUAUAUGCUCAAAUUCCAUGGUAUUUUAUUUGGGAUGGAAAGAAUAAGCAGAUUAAGAAGAGAUCAAAAGGUUUUUCUUUGGGUCGUAUUAACUACGUUCCUAGAAAAAUGGAAGAUGAAUACUAUCUGAGGGUGCUUCUUAACAUUGUCAGAGGACCUUGCUGUUUUGAUGACAUCAAGACAUAUAAUGGUGUUGUAUACGAAUCGUACAAGGAAGCAUGUUUUGCACGUGGAAUUUUAGAUGAUGAUCAAGUUUUCAUAGAUGGUUUGAUUGAAGCAGGUCAGUAUUGUUUUGGGGAUUAUAUGAGAAAUUUUUUUGCUAUGCUUCUUCUAUCGGAUUCUCUGGCUAGACCAGAACAUGUAUGGUCUCAGACAUGGCACCUUCUAUCCGAGGAUAUAGAAACAAAAAAGAGAGAACAGUACAACAAUCCAGGUAAUUAUGUAUUAUAGAUAUCUAAGCCUAAUUUCAUAUAUAUUAGUACCAUUUCGAAUACUAUUUUUCUUGAUUUACUCUCACCCACAUAAAUUUUUGCAGAACUGACUCUGACAGAAGCUGAGAUUAGAAACUACACUCUUCAAGAAAUAGAAAUGAUUAUGUUGUUUAAUGGUGGAACUCUCAAAGACAUUGCGCAUUUCCCUCAACCAUCACGCCAAGAUAUUGAUAAUUCCAACUGGUUAAUUGUUGAUGAGAUGAGAUACAACCGUGAGUUUUUGGCAGAAAAACAUGCUAAAUGGAUAAAAAUGCUAACGAUUGAGCAGAGAAGCAUAUACGAUGAGAUCACCGAAGCUGUAUUCAAUGAUUUAGGUGGUGUUUUUUUUGUUUAUGGCUUUGGAGGAACAGGGAAAACAUUUGUGUGGAAAACACUAGCAGCAGUUGUUAGAUCAAGAGGACAGAUUGUUCUUAAUGUCGCCUCCAGUGGCAUCGCCUCUUUGUUGUUAGAAGGAGGUAGGACUGCUCAUUCAAGGUUUGCAAUCCCUUUGAAUCCUGACGAAUUUUCAGUUUGCAAAAUCAAGCCUAAAUCAGAUCUAGCUAACUUGAUCAAAGAAGCAUCACUUAUUAUCUGGGAUGAAGCUCCAAUGAUGAGCAAGUUCUGUUUUGAAUCUUUAGACAAAAGCUUUUCUGAUAUUAUCAAGAACAGAGAUAACAAGGUAUUUGGUGAGAAGGGUCUUGUUUUUGGAGGUGAUUUCAGACAAGUUCUUCCAGUAAUAAAUGGAGCAGGGAGGGCAGAAAUUGUUAUGUCAUCACUUAAUGCUUCGUAUCUUUGGGAUCACUGCAAGGUCCUAAAGUUGACUACAAACAUGCGACUACUAUCAGACAAUAUUGGAGAGAAUGAAGCUAAAGAUAUCCAAGAAUUUUCAGAUUGGUUAUUGGCUGUUGGUGAUGGUAGGAUUAAUGAGCCUAAUGACGGUGAGGCUCUAAUCGAUAUCCCAGAAGAAUUGUUGAUUGAAGAAGCAGAAAAUCCAAAAGCAGCAAUUUGUAAGGAAAUUUAUGGAGAUCCAUCAGUAAUGCACAAAGAAAAUGAUCCUAAAUUCUUUCAAAAGAGAGCUAUUUUAGCACCGACCAAUGAUGAUGUCAACACAAUUAACCAGUUUUUGGUAGAGCAUUUGCAAGGUGAGUAAACGUUUAUAUAGCUAUUAUAUAUUUUUUACAUAUUAUAUUUAAGUUAUCUUUAAUAUCUUCAAACAAUUAACAAUUUGUCUGCUUCUAGGGAAAAAAAGGAUCUACCUAAGUGCUGAUAAUAUAGAUCCUACAGAUUCAGAUUCAUUGAACAAUCCGGUAAUCACUCCAGAUUUCUUAAAUAGUAUCAAGUUGUCAGGUUUGCCACACCAUGCUUUACGUUUGAGAAUUGGUGCGCCGGUUAUGUUGCUUAGGAAUAUUGAUCCCAAAGGUGGGCUGUGUAAUGGAACUAGGCUCCAGAUUACUCAACUAGCUAAUCACAUUGUCGAAGCUAGAGUAAUAACAGGUGACAGAAGUGGUGAGAUAGUUUUAAUCUCGAAGAUAAAUUUAACACCUUCAGAUACUAAACUCCCAUUCAAGAUGCGUAGAAGACAGUUUCCACUAUCUGUUGCAUUUGCUAUGACCAUCAAUAAGAGUCAGGGACAGUCUCUAGAGAAAGUAGGACUUUACUUGCCUAAACCUGUGUUCUCUCAUGGCCAACUUUAUGUGGCAUUGUCUAGGGUGACAUCAAAAAAAGGUUUGAGAAUACUAAUACUAAACAAAGAGGGAAAGAUUCAGAAGCAGACAACUAAUGUUGUUUUCAAGGAGGUUUUCCAAAACAUACACUGAGUCAUCUACUUCUGAAUAAGGUAAACUUUACAUAUCUUAUAUUAGUAGCUAUAACAUUUAUACGUUGGAAACACAAAGAACAAUAGUUUUCAUAUAAUUGGGAUUUUCUUUAUAAAUGCAGGUGCAGAAUUAUCAAUAAGGCCACUGAUUCGAGACCCAUGAUGGAAGCAUAUCAGAACUGAUUGUUAGGACUGAUAUAAAACAAUAUUUUGCUUAUUGUAAUUUUUUUUAAUUUAGUUUCUAGACACAGAUUCAACCGGCAGUUUACUUUUCAUUAUCAUAAUUUACUGAACACAAUUUUAAUAAUUUUUGAUUGAGCUUUUAGUUAUUAAACUGUUUGCUAAUCACUUAAAUUUGUAAAAGUCAAUUCAUUGAACACACAGAAAAAGUUAAAAACUAAUUGUCUACAAUGCAUAUA
This is a messenger RNA of Camelina sativa (false flax), 5568 nucleotides long. Lineage: Eukaryota; Viridiplantae; Streptophyta; Magnoliopsida; Brassicales; Brassicaceae. The record is from RefSeq and is a predicted model, not a curated record.